GACAUUUUUUCUCUCAUCCUCUUAAAGAGCAAUUUUUUAAAGACUCCUCUUAUUCCUCCGUUGCUGCUACCACUACUACUAAUCAGUUUAAGGGAAAACAAUGGAAAACUGAUGUGCUUUCCUCGAGGAUGGACAAUUCUACCCUGUCAAUGUCAUCACCAAACUUUCUAAAGUCACCUUCCCGAGCUGGUGGUUUCAGAUUAGGCAAAUUAAGAGCUUCUAGAAUAGCUGAAAGACUCAAGCCUGAUGACGAUGGGGGGAAUAAGGAUGGAGAAGCAUCUAGUGGGAAUGAUGGGGAGGAUGAUGAUCCCUUACUUAUGGAUGAGGAAGAGAGGCAAGAAUGGAGGAGGAAGAUUAGAGAAGUGAUUGAUAUGAAUCCGGAUGUCGAAGAGGAGGUAGACCCUGUCGAGAGGAGGAAGAAGAUGCAGAAGCUUUUGGCUGAUUAUCCACUUGUUGUGGAGGAGGAGGAUCCUGAUUGGCCUGAAGAUUCUGAUGGGUGGGGUUUCAGCUUGGGUCAAUUCUUUGACAAGAUUACUAUUAAAAAUGUCAAGAAGGAUGAUGAUGAUGAGAAUUAUGAUAGUGAAAAUGAAUUGGUGUGGCAAGAUGACAAUUACAUUCGUCCAAUCAAAGACAUCACCACCAGAGAAUGGGAAGAGACUGUAUUCAAGGACUUCAGUCCUUUGAUUGUCUUUGUGCAUAAUCGAUAUAGAAGACCACUGGAAAAUGAAAGGAUGCGGGAUGAAUUGGAGAAAGCUGUAAAUAUCAUAUGGAACUGUCAGCUACCAUCACCAAGAUGUGUUGCAAUAGAUGCUGUUGUUGAGCUUGAUUUGGUCUCUGCUCUACAAGUGUCCGUCUUCCCAGAGCUUAUCUUCACUAAAGCUGGAAAGAUCUUAUACCGUGAGAAAGCGAUUCGAACAGCAGAUGAGUUGUCAAAAAUAAUGGCAUUCUUUUAUUACGGAGCAGCCAAACCGCCUAGCUUGAAUACCAUUGGAAAGAGAGAAGAACCAAUCCCUACCAUUUCAAUCACCAGCGAACAGUGUCAGAGUAAAAGUUGUACAUAACUAUAUAUCUAUGUACGCUAUGGUUUAGAGAAUGAGAGUUUCUGGGUUAGCGAUGCUGUGUUUACCAUGUUGUUCCCCAUACAGAUCAAUGGACACCAUGAAAAUUUGGCUCAUAUGUACAUUCUAGGGGAGAUUUAUAACUACAUUUAGCAAUUGUUUGUUAAUUUCAGUUUGAAAACUGAAAAUUUUGUUGUUUAGGUGCAAGAUGAAUAGAGUUUCUGUUUGUUUUUUUUUUUUUU
Camellia sinensis is the source of this 1300-nucleotide messenger RNA. The record is from RefSeq and is a predicted model, not a curated record. Lineage: Eukaryota; Viridiplantae; Streptophyta; Magnoliopsida; Ericales; Theaceae.